Eurytemora carolleeae is the source of this 965-nucleotide messenger RNA. RefSeq lists its product as uncharacterized. The transcript is spliced from 3 exons. The record is from RefSeq and is a predicted model, not a curated record. The coding region runs from base 210 to 950 and encodes 246 amino acids. NCBI's taxonomy places the organism in Eukaryota, Metazoa, Arthropoda, Copepoda, Calanoida, Temoridae.
AUAUUAGUCUUAGGUGGGGGUCAAAUUAUUAAUCAUACCCCCACUGCUCAAAAAGACUCAGUCACACAGUGUGUUUGCAUCUGAACAGAUCAAAGAUUUUUAUAAAUGACUGUACUGUUUAUUUGCUCCAAGAUGGUUAUCAUAAAACAAUUUACAGUGAAGAAAUUAGUGUCAAAUCAUACUAUAUUUUAAAUUGGUUUUUAGAAAUUAUGGCUGAUAAUAGGGCUAAAGUGAUAAACAAAUCAAGAUAUUGCAUUGAUCCAUUCAAAUUGCACAAGAAAAAUGUAUCAAAAUCCUUGCUAAGCGUCCCAGAAGCAACUGCUGAUAAAUGGAAAACACUAGAUCUAUCAGGUUGUAAGGUGUGUAUCAAUUUUCUGAAAAGACUCUACAUCACAUCUCCUCCAGAGGAUGAAAUGGAUAUGAGCUUUGGAUCUAAUACUUCAUCAUCAAGCAAACAAGAUGAUGAACCUUUUAUAGAUGAUGAGAGUAGUACAGAUAAAGUAGAGGUUGUGCAGCAUUUGAAUAGCUGUUUAAAAGCUGUUGGAGAAUCUUCUCUGAAAAGACCCAGUAAGAUAACCCCAACUUAUGCUAGCAGGAAGAUAUCCAAAAUUCAAACUGUACUUCAAAAAAGCUUGACUACUGAAGGAGCAGAAAUUCAAGAUGAAGCUUCAGAGGUUGAAGACUAUCAAGAGAUCAUUGAGAAACUCAAAGACAAGUUUGCCAGCACUUCCUUGAGAAGUGAAAAAAUCCAGGUCCUCACAGUUGUAGCACAAACUUGGUCUGAGAGGAAAAUAGCAAGAGUCUUUGACACCUCCAGGCACAUGGCAAAAAUUGCUAAUAAAACUGCAAGAGAGAAGGGAAUACUUUCAGAUCCCAAUCCAAAGAGAGGAAAGACUCUAGAAAAAGAUACUGUGCAAAGAGUCAAAGAGUUUUAUCUAAUUUCUAUCUAAUUUCUUCACUGUAAA